Molecule: messenger RNA, 3318 nt
Organism: Strigops habroptila (Kakapo)
Lineage: Eukaryota; Metazoa; Chordata; Aves; Psittaciformes; Psittacidae
Gene: TMC7
Product: transmembrane channel like 7
Exons: 16
Coding region: 85-2241 (718 amino acids)
Cellular component (GO): plasma membrane
Molecular function (GO): mechanosensitive monoatomic ion channel activity
Source: RefSeq, a predicted model, not a curated record
CGGCUCGCCGGCAGCCGCCGCCCCACAGCCCCGCCGGCUCCUAACGCCCGGAAACAGCGGCACCGCGGCUUCCCCCGCGCAGACAUGAGCGGGCUCGGGGCCGCCUCGGAGCCGCCGGGCUGGCGGCAGGGCAGCAGCGAGGUCUUUGCUCCUGAAGAGACGCGCGCCGCCGCACCUGUGGGUUUCCUGCAGCAGCUGCCCAGCUACCAGUCGGCGCGGAGGCGGCGGAGCGCGCCCGGCGGGGGCACCCAGGAGCGGCGGGCGGCCCCGCAGGGCUCCGUGAGGCGCCGCGGGUCUGAGGCCCGGGGGCCGGAGCGGGAGGAAGACGACCAGGCGGCUCGUCCUGCGAGGGAGUACCCCUUGAGCAUCGCGGAGAAGAGGAGAUUGAGGGACUGGCAGCAGGCCGAUACAAAAUAUUUAUCUGGGUGGAAGCAGUGGAAAAGAGCCAGCAGCAAAUCGGUGAAAAAAGUUCUCAAUGAAGCGAAGGAGUUGUCAUCUUACCUGCAGCUUUGGCGACGUGAUAUUCACAGCAUAGAAGGGAAAUUCGGCACUGGCAUCCAGUCCUACUUCUCCUUCCUGCGUUUUCUGGUCCUGCUGAAUUUUGUAAUUUUUAUCCUGAUGUUUAGUUUUGUUACCCUUCCCAGCAUCAUUUCCAAAUAUGAAAUAUUCAACAGUACAUUUGCUAAAAUUCCUCCACAGAACACAGAGGCUCACUGCACAGUUUAUACACCUAGUGGUAAUAAGGGACUUGUUUCCUUCUAUACUUACCUCAAAGAUUUGCUCAGUGGCACUGGGUUCCUUGAAGUGACAAGGUUGUUUUAUGGCUAUUACACAAUAGAUGCUGCAUGGUUCAGUAUCCUGAGGUACAAUUUGCCACUAGCAUAUCUGCUGGCUACAUUUGCCUACCUUGCAUUAAGUUUCCUCUGGAUAAUAAAAAGGUCUGUGGAAGGAUUUAAGCAGAACUUGGUGCAUGAUGAAGACCAGUUUCAGAGUUAUUGUAACAAAGUCUUUGCAGGCUGGGACUUCUGCAUUACAGAUCCAAAUGCAGCACGGCUAAAACAUCGCAGCUUGCUAUAUGAGCUCCAAACAGAUUUGGAGGAAGAAAGGCUGAAGCGAAAAAUAGCUGACAGGACAGUGAAAGAAAAGCUGCGCAUCUACUCUUUGAGAAUAUUUAUAAAUAUAAUUGUCCUUGCAGUUUUAUCAGGAUGUUUUUACUCUAUUUCUAGAGCAACUGUUUUCUCUCAAGAAAACUCCAAUGACAUCAGCAAUGUGAACUUCCAGGCUAAUCUCUUAGUGCAGUAUUUGCCUUCCGUGACGAUCACAUUGGCCAACUUCAUUGCUCCUCAGAUCUUCUCAUUUCUGAUCAGAUUUGAAGAUUACUCACCAGCCUUUGAAAUCAGGCUGACACUCCUGAGGUGUGUCUUUGUGCGGUUGGCCAAUAUCGGUGUUCUCUUGUUCUCGCUGUGGAGUCAGAUCUCCUACUGUGCCACCGACGAGUGUAAGGCCUGUGGAUACAAUUACGAACUCUAUCCUUGCUGGGAAACUGAGGUUGGGCAAGAAAUGUAUAAGCUGAUGAUAUUUGAUUUUAUUAUAAUUCUUGCUGUGACCCUGUUUGUGGACUUUCCUAGAAAGUUGUUAGUUGAUCAUUGCUCUUGGAAGCCAGUUCAGUGGUUUGGAUUGCAGGAAUUUGGAAUUUCUGACAAUGUCCUGGGAAUCGUUUAUGGGCAAACUAUCUGCUGGAUUGGAACCUUCUUUUCACCACUUCUCCCUGCAAUAGCAACUAUAAAGUACUUCAUCAUCUUUUACAUUAAAAAGAUCAGUUUGAUACGCACAUGUAAACCUUCAGCCAGGCCUAUCAGAGCAUCAAGUUCCAAUUUUUUCUUCUUGGUGGUGCUGUUGAUUGGGCUCAUCUUGGCUUUUAUUCCUUUGGGAAUAAGCAUAGCAUAUAUCCCCUCCUCCAAGGCAUGUGGGCCGUUCAUGAGUUUUAACACUUCAUGGGAAGUUGUUCCAGACACAGUACUUGGUUUUCCAACAGGUCUGCAGCAGGUCAUUUAUGGCAUAGCAUCAGAAGCCUUUGCAGUGCCUUUCUUUAUGGUCAUUUGCCUUGUUAUGUUCUAUUUUAUGGCCUUGGCUGGAGCACACAAACGAGUGGUUGAGCAGCUGAGGGAGCAACUGGUUAUGGAGAGUCGUGACAAGCUGUUCUUAAUCAGGAAGAUAACAGAAGCUCAGAGGUGUCCUUGAAAACCACAAAAAGCCAGAAGAACUUGACUUCUCCAAACUCACAGAACCGCUAGAUAAGAGUAGAAGCAUCUGCAGCACCUAAAAACUGAGCAGCUGACUGGCACCCUGGCACUGCGGUCUGUGUAAUGGACACCUGUGGUCUUAGUCUUGAUUGUGCUAGUGGGCCUUAAAGUCUCCAGGACUGGAAAUUUAGCUAAUUUAUACUGUGCUAGACCUGUGCAAAAAAUUGUAUGGUAGGACGCUAUUGCUGCUACAAUGUCAGGGUUGUUGGGGUUUGAUAAGUCUCUAUUUUUCAGGGUAUUGGGGUAAAAUGUGAUCAGAACUGAAACUCUGUUAAAGAACUUUGUACUGUUUCUACAAAUUAUGCCUUAAAUCAAGCCAAAGCAAAAGAGGAACAUAUGUCAGUAUUUUGAAAUACUGCAUAGGAGAAGAAAAUACAUCAUGGGUUUGAAAUCAGAUUUCUAAAUAUUUUCAGAGGAGAGACUUUGAUAUUUAUUUUGCUCUGAAAGAGCAAGUGCAGUUGAACACUGGAUAACUUCACACAAGGGCUCAGAGAAGACAAGUUGAUAAGAGAAUGCUGGGAGUUGGAAGAGACCACCAGCCAGGCCAGUGAGCGGGGACAGCCAUUGCUCAGGUACCAGCCUCACUGCUGUGGAGUGCCUUUUUUGUUGUUUCAGUGUGUUAAGGCAUUAUUACUUGUGUUUUAUUCUUGUACAAACAUCCUGACUACUGUUCUCUUUGUUUUAAAAUGUGAAUAUUGAGAGUUAAAUUAUAGUUUGGAAAUACAGCCUUCAGAAACUUAUGUCAGUACCCUUCAAAUUCACAUUUCUUUUCUCUUAAAUGAACUACAGGAGCUGCGUGAUUCUGAGAGAAUCCAAGUAGACCACUACCUUUCCUUUAUUUAUAGAUUGUGUUUAAGGACUUCCUGUACAGGGUUGUGUUUAAGACUUGAAACGUGCAGUAGUACACUGUUAGUUAAUACGUGAGAGACUGUUCUUUUUAUAACAUGUUUUGGAAUGUUUUCUGUCUUCAUUUUAAUGAAAUUAUAUUGUAAAAUAAUAAUUUAUUGGACGUUGA